Messenger RNA from Cherax quadricarinatus, 4958 nucleotides. The record is from RefSeq and is a predicted model, not a curated record. NCBI's taxonomy places the organism in Eukaryota, Metazoa, Arthropoda, Malacostraca, Decapoda, Parastacidae.
UGAGUCCUCCAGUUUUAAUCGAUUUCAUUCACUUUUAUCCCUGCUGGUGCAUGCAACUGAUCCAUGUGAGACACUGUCACACCCACUAACCUUCCCGAAAUGUCUAGUGAAAGCAUGGUGACCGAAGAGGGUAGUAACGGGGGUAAGGUGAUCCCAGUUCGAGUGGCAGUACGAAUACGGCCCCUCAAUAAUAGGGAGAGGCGUGAAGGAUGCCAGGAGUGCCUUGAUAUAACGGAUGGAUCCCCACAGAUUGUGGUGCGAGGAACAGAAAAGGCUUUCACAUUUGAUUACACAUAUGCCUCCGAGUGCUCACAAGCUUAUGUAUAUGAAACGGCUGUGAAGAAUGUUGUCCAUAACUUAUUUAAAGGUUACAAUGUAACCGUGGUGGCGUAUGGUCAGACAGGUUCGGGCAAGACCCAUACAAUGGGUACGGCGUACACACACGAUGAUGAUGAUGAUGAUGAUGAGGCUGGUAUCAUCCCUAGAGCUGUGAGAGAGAUUUUCCAUGGGGUGGCCAAUAGAAAGAACUGUGAAUUUAUGGUGAAAGUAUCAUUUAUUGAGCUAUACAAAGAGACACUAUUUGACCUCCUGAGCACCAGAAAUAGAGAGGAAUGCGCUGUAGAUAUCAGAGAAGAUCCCAGGGAAGGCAUUAAAAUCGUUGGCCUUACGGAGAUCCCCGUCACAAGUCUUGAUGAAACCAUGAGAUGUCUUGAAAGGGGUGCCAUGAAUAGAGCCACAGGUGCUACAGCCAUGAAUGCACGCUCCAGUCGUUCCCAUGCAAUUUUUUCCCUGCACAUUGAACAAAGGGAAAAAAAGGAAGGAGACAGUAUUACCUGUUCCAAGUUUCACAUGGUGGACUUGGCUGGCAGUGAACGUGCUAAAAAAACUGGAGCAACCGGUGAAAGGUUCAAAGAAGGUGUCAAUAUCAACAAGGGCCUGCUUGCUCUUGGUAAUGUGAUCUCGGCUCUCUGUGAAGAGGGCAGCAGAGGUCACAUUCCUUAUAGAGACUCGAAACUUACCAGACUAUUGCAAGAUUCUUUAGGUGGUAACUCUCACACGGUAAUGAUAGCAUGCGUGUCUCCUGCAGACAGCAACCUUGAGGAAACUCUCAGUACACUGCGGUAUGCUGACCGUGCACGAAAAAUUAAAAAUAAACCAAUUAUUAAUAGGGAUCCACAGGCUGCUGAAUUGGCAAAGUUAAGGCAACAGGUUCAGCAGUUGCAAGUACAACUGUUGGCCUCAGGCAGUGCAAGUGGAGGAGUAGCAACAGCAUCAUGUGAUGAGAUUAAUGCUCUUUUGUCACAAAAUCAAAUGCUGCAGGAUGAGAAUGAUAAACUUGAUCGAGCUUUACGCACAGCUCUUGAUGAGAACACAAAUAUGGCUGAGAAAGCUCUUAUGGCUGAAAUGUCUCGAGACCGCUUGAAAAUGAAACUUGAGGAGUUAAGAGCACAGACUGGAACUACAGUUGAGGCCCUGAACAAAACUCUUGAUGUGACUGUUAAUCCACAAUUUGAAGAUAAAAUAAACCUGGUGAAGGAGUUGCAGUUAAAGGUUAUUGAACUACAGAGUGAACAUCGCAAGGAAGAGAAAGCCAUGAUGGACCAUGAGCUGUCACGACACAACAUUUCCAUCGUGCCCACUGAUAGCACAACCUCUACCCAAGAUCUAGAGGGUGAGAAUGGUGAAAAUUCAGCUAACCAGAUACCUAGAGAGUUUGGAACGGCAUUCACCCUCCGUCAAGCUAAACUUAAUGAAGAGCUUCAGGACUUGAACAAAGCCUUAGCAAUGAAAGAAGAAUUAAUGAGCAAAAUGACAAUUAAUGAUGCCCAGUUUCUGGCAAUGAAAGCCAGUUAUGAGAGAGAGAAGAAGGACCUAGAAACUCACAUUGAUCUUUUGGCAAAAGAGAAGGAUGAACUUUUACAGCAGCUGAAAGUGGCCUCUCAUUGCUCAGCAGGAAACAAGGUGUCUGAACAACGUCGCAAGAGGGUUCAAGAAUUGGAAACUCAGAUUGCUGAUCUAAAACAAAAACAGAAAGAACAGGCAAAGCUACUGCGCAUGAAAGAGCAAUCGGAAAAAAAAGUCGACAAACUUAAAUCUGAAAUUCAGAGUAUGAAAGCUACAAGGGUAAAGCUUGUUCGCCAGAUGAAGGAGGAUAAUGAAAAAUUCAGAGUAUGGAAAGCACAGAAGGAUAGGGAGGUUGCUAAGCUGAAAGAAGAAGACCGUCGUAAAGAGUAUAAGAUUGUGAAAAUGGAACGGCUACACAGCAAACAGCAGAAUGUUCUGAAGCGCAAAAUGGAGGAAGCAAUUGCUAUUAACAAGAGACUAAAGGAUGCAAUGGCACUACAGAAGGCUGGUGCUGAAAAGAGGGCAGCAUCAAGAGAUGCUGCUGGUACUGGCAACCGCGUCAGGUCCUGGUUGGAGGGAGAACUGGAGGUGGUGGCUGUUAAGAAGCAAGCCAAACUAUCCCUGAAAAACCUGGUGGAGGACCGAAAGACCAUAUCCGAUCAAAUUAAUUCAGCCAAACGGCAGCUGAGGAAUGGAGAUCUGUGUCCAGAAAUGGUAACAGAAUUAGAAAAUAAAAUUAGUGAGCUGGAAAAUGACCUCCAACUACGAACUGCUCAGAUUAAUGACCUUCAGGCCAAGAUUGUUGAUGAUGAUGAAGACAUAACCAGUAAGAAGAGGUUUGAAACCAUGCAGAGUAUGGUUGAAGCGAAGUGUGCUAUGAACUACCUCUUCGAUGUAGCAACUAACAACCAGCUUGACUUGUCUGCACGGGAAAAUGACCUUAAAGAUAUUCAGUCACAGUAUGAAGAAAUAGCUCACUCCUUGGAAGACAUGGAAGCAGAGUUUAAAACUCUAAAGGAGAAUCACCAAGCAGAACUUACUCGCAUGGAAAGAGAGCACGAGGAGAAGGUUCUCUUCCUUCUUGGACACUUACCUAAAGCCGAAAGUGAAGUGGGACCAAAUGACACAGAAAAGGAUAUUGCUCUUAGGGAACGGUUAAAGUUCCAGGAAGAAGAAAUUUCCCGCCUUUCCAUAUUGCAUGAAGAGCUGCAGGCAAAGACCAUCGAAUGUGAACUACUAAAGAAGCAGCUUUCAGAUCUGAAAAUCACUGGAGGCAGUCAGGUGGCCUACAGCACUGCCAGCUCAAAAAAUUCUCGUCGUACCUAUGUGAAACCAAGAUCCAUUGAGAAAGCAGAGGUAAUUGAUGCACCGUUAUCGGAAUCUGAAGAAGAAGCAACUGAUGAAGAUCCAAAGGAUGAUCCUGACUGGUGCAAAACUCCACUGUUUCGAAAAAUCAAACAGAUAACUCAUGGCUUAAGACCUUCAUUUGAAAAUGACGAAAAUGAAGAUGAAGUCUUAGUGAAGAGGAGUAAGAAGGUUUAUUUAAAGCGUGACUCCAAUGGGGAAACAAAAUGUGGGUGCAAAGGAGAUUGUUCCAAGAAAACCUGUGCGUGUCGAAAGAAUACGAAUGCUUGUGGCAUAAAGUGUAAAUGUAAAGUCAUAAAGUGCAAAAAUAGGACAACUCCAGAUAAUAGUAUAUCAGAUGCCAGCAGAGGAGAUACUCUUUUAAAUUCUACAUUUGACAUCACAGCCCUUCCUCUUCAGGAAAGUAAUAUAAAGAGACCAAGACUGCAAGUCACUGGGUCACUCUUGGACAGUCCAUCUUCAUCUGAAAGUGAGAGUUCCCAAUUUGCACUUGCAACUGUAAAGAGAGACAGGAAUUAUAAGAGUAGUGCAGAGCUCUUGAACUCUUCUCUUCUCUUCUAAGAUUGCCUGUAAUUGUAUGAAGAUUUUUAAGUUUGCUCAUUUAGCCAGUUUGAAACGCUCCUUGUGGUGUUACGGGGAAAAAAUUACUCAAAGAAUCAUGUCCAGAAAAAUGAGGCAGAUCCACUGACAAUCUAAUAUUUAAACUUUGGAGUAACUUUUAAAAUGUUUUCUCUAGGUACAGUACUGGUUGAAUAUACUUUAUCCAAAAUGUUUGGGGCCGGGCAUGUCUCUUGUAUUGGAAUACAUAAUGAUAGCUUGGGAGGAUGAGACCCAAGUCUGUACACAAAAUCUGUUUAUAUUUCAUAUACAGCUUACUCAUAGCUUGAAGGUAGUUAUAUAUAAUAUUUUAAUAAAACAGCAUUGGCAGACUACAUGCAGUAGAUGUUGUAAACACCAGAUGUUGGCUAACUAUGGCAGGCUUUGUUUCCACCAAUAUUGUCUUGACUAAAUGGCUACUGUACACUUUUUUCUUAUCACUGUUAUCUAUAAGGGUAUCUGCAUGCUUUUCUGAUAUUUUCAGCAAUAUCUUCACACCAUAGAGCAGAGAAUAAGGACAAACAUAUAGUAAUAAGUGAGUAAUAAACGAUCUGGCAGUGACGAUUAUUGAUGAUAAACUGGCAGUGUCGGAGCCCCAACCAGGGUAUGCGAGGUCACGUUUCACAACUGUCUGGGAACCUCCCUAGAACUGAUUGAAAUUUUCUAUUUGUGGCAUAAUGUCAGUGCUCAAAAACAGUUAUUGUACUUCGAAGCUUUGAGAAUUUUGGAUAAGGGAUACUCGGCCUGUACUCUAAUAUGAAUGUACUUAUGAUUUUACCUUUUUUUUUUUAUCCAGGGUAAAAAUUUUAUAUAAAUUUGUACAUACACUGUGUCAGUACUUUUGUGCGUGUCUUAUUGACCAGAGUUUAGGGAUCAAUAGUUAUGUUUAUCAUAACAUUUUAUUGAAAUUUACCUUUUAUUUAUUCUUUGUAGUCUUACACAAACUUUGUACUGUCCCAACAAAAGUUUCUACUUGUGAAAUUACACACUAUAUGCUUUUAGUACGUGAAGAUUUGAUUUUUUUUUUUUUUUAGCUUGUAAAAAUUCCUUAAAAGUAGAGCAACAGAUAUCCUCUAUAAACUGCUUAUAUGACCAAGUGAGUCCUGAUGUACAUUUUAUAUUUUUAUUACAUUAUUUUAAAAUUAACAAUU